CCACUAUUUCCCUUUUCGCGAUUCGACGGCGUUGUACGGUCGUGUAGUCGUCUAGUCUCGUCGCCGCCGUCGUUUAGCGUACAUUCGCGGACGCAUAUUUUUAUUAUUAUUUUGUUUUGUUGUUUUUUUUUUUUUUUUUUUAUUCGAUUAUUAUUUUUCUCCGUUCUCUCGUCCAGUAUUGUCCGCGUUCUUUGUGUUCGCGUCGCCGUCCAUGCUGUGUCACUACUCCGCCAUGGCGUCCGAUUCGCGUCUGUGAUAUUCGACGUCACCGGAUUUCGCGUGCUCGGCAUCGUUCGUACCUCCUUGCAUUACUCGUCCGUAAAAUAAAAAUCGUUUAUUAUAAUAUAUUUAUAGUAAAUAUACUAUCCCAUACACACCCAAACCCCUUUACCCAAUCUAUAUAGUAUACUAUAUAAAUAAGUAUUUGUGUUUGAUAUUAUUGUAAUAUCAAAACCUGACGAGACGAUGGAAGGUAGCAGUAGCAGUAGCAACAACGACGCGAGUGAGUCAAAAUCCGGGUGCGGUUGCAGCAGUGCCGCGGUGGACAAUAACAACGACGCGACGGCCGCGGCCGCGGCUGCAGCGGCAAAGACGGCAAGAAGGACGGCUGCCCUUGUGGCGGCUAAACGAGCGGCGAAAACGGCCGCUUUCUUAGCGUCGGCCGCCCAAGAACAGCGACACCGGGAAUAUCUGGCGAUACAGGCCGAGCGGGAACAGCAGAAGAACAGGACGGGGAUGACGACGCAAGCCGACGACCAUCAUCAGGCGGCCGCUAGCAGCAGCGAUGACCCGGCCGACGCCGCGGUCGGCGCCCGUGACUACGACCCGAACGAUCCGGACCCCGAAGGAAAGAUCUUCGCCGCUGCCGUUCGCGCUGUUAUGUCCGAACACGCUGCCGCGGAGGAGUCCGAGAUCACGAUCACCGUCUCGCCGACCACCGGCGGCCAGUUCGACCUGUCCGUGCUCAAAACCGAUUCGGUGGAAAGUCUAAAGAAAGUGAUCUCCAAACGUCUGAGAGUUCCCAAAGAGCGGAUAUGUCUGUUGUACCGCGAGAGGCAACUUAGAGAUGGCUCGUUGGACGACAACCAGUUGAUGCAAGGAAGCCGCCUCACCCUAUUGCCCAGCGUGGAAACCGGUCUUCUGGUUCAGAGACCAGAACAAAGUGUGAUGCAGGCGUUGGAAAGUUUGAACGACUCUCAGGUCAACGAUUUCCUAUCGGGCAAAGCACCAUUAAACCUUACGAUGAGACUGGGCGAUCACAUGAUGCUCAUCCAGCUGCAAUUAUCGACCGUAUCUUCUUCUGGUUCGUCGAAACGAUUGCAGACCGCCGCUUCGACCGUGGCCAGCACUGGUGCAGCGGCUACACUAAACGCGUCGACCGUGGCUCCCGAACCACCCCAGGCCACCGCGACGGCGGCCACCGCGUGUUCUGCCGGCAACAUCAUCGGCACCCCUAGACUGAUCCCCGGCGUGGACGCUUACCCAAUUACCCGCGUCCGUAACGUAUCCGACGACAGCGACGACAACUCGAUGGAUACGACCGAGGACGUGUCACCCCCUGCCCCAUCACCGAUUGUCGCCGCGGCCGCAGCAGCCGCAGCAGCAGCAGCAGCCGCCGCCACAGCUGCAGCAGCCGCAGCCGCAGCAGCCGCUGCUGCUGUACCAACACCCGCACCAGUUGCGGCGCCCUGUUCGUGCGACGCGAGCACGUCGACCGCAUCCACCAACACGGCCACGGCCACGGGAGACAAACCGCAACUCGACACCCGAGCACUCGCCGAGGCUUCGCGGAACCUUACUCAGACCCUGAAACAACUGUCUUCGGAAGUCCUCACCACAAAAAGCGGUUCAAAAGAGAUGCACAUUGGGUUCAAACGAAGGCCAGGUGCAAUAAUCGAGAGCAUGCAACAUCACGGAAAAGGCGUUUACUCUGGAACGUUUUCUGGCACCUUAAAUCCAGCCUUGCAAGAUCGCUUCGGCCGUCCAAAACGUGACAUUAGUACCAUCAUACAUAUACUCAAUGAUUUACUGUGUGCUACACCACAGUACAGAGCUGCUGCUAGAUCAGGCACACCAGCUGUCUGUACAGCAACUACACUUUCUCCUGCUGCUGCAGCUGCCCAAGCAGCUACACCAUUUUCUACCGCAAAUAGUAUGUCUGCCCAAACAUCUACUAAUUCUGAUAACACCGAGAGUGAGACCAAAGAAAAUGCAGCUACUCGUGGAAAAAUGGAACGAUUACGUUUGAUUAUGGAAGAGAAACGUGAAAGACGUAGGGCUGGUCGCAACGUGCCUUAUGAUAAAACUAAAGCAGGGACACAGUGGUCAGCAAAGUCAGAGACCCAGAGUGUUGCUCCUUCAGAUCCCCCUGCAGAUCCAACAUUACCUCCUGAACAAGUUGUUGUUUGAAAUACAGCUCCUGAGGACAUGAAUAUUUUGUGAUAUAAAUAAUAAUCCCCACCAUUGUUUGAAUUUUUUUUUAAAUAUGUAUAUUAUAUAUUUAUAUAAUGCAUAAUAUAUAAUAAUACAUAUACAUUUAUAAAAAUAGAUUUAUCAACAAAUAUGGUCAGUUAUACUUUAGGGUGCAAUAUUAAUAUUGAUUAAUUAUAAAGAUAGAACCUUCUUUAAAUAAAGUAGAAUCAUAAUUUAAUCUGUACCAAAAAAUUUUUUCUAAUUGAUACAACAAAUAAAAAUUAUGAGCAGUUAAUAGACAAAUUCAAAACCAAUCGUCCAUAACUUUAAAAAAAUAUAUUUGUAAAGAAACUGUAUAGUAUAAUGUUUAUAUUUAUAAAUACCUAAUUUGUUUUAAGUGAUUUUUUUCUAGGGAGUUUAAAUAUCAGAUGAUAAGAAAACAAAUUGCGAUUUAUUACCUCAAAUUUCGUGAAUGUAAAAAUUUGUAGAUGUUUUUAGAAUUUUAAAUAGAUACUGAAUUUUGUCUCGUCAAGUUUUAAUGACAUAUUAUAUAUGUGUAUAUAUUAUUAUAAAUCACGCGUGUCUGGUUAUUAGUAUUCGUAUGGUUAAUGAAAUUGAAAAAAAAAAAAUAAAAAAAAAUAAAAAUAAUGCUUAAAGAUUGAAUAUUUAUUAGGGUAAUUAUGUACGAGGAAAGUAAUAUUUAAGUCUUGUUUGACCAAUAGGGGUUUUUUUUUAUUCAUUUCUACAUAAUAAAUUCAUGAAACAUAUAAUAUUAUUCAAAACAAUGUUUUUUUUUCUGUUAAUUUGUAUAUUUAAAAAAGAAAAGGAAAAAGUUAAACUGACUGUUUUUUAUAUGAUAUUUAAAUAUUUUACCUGCUUUUCCUAAAGUUUUAAUUUUACUGUGUAAUAUGUAUCAUAUUUUGAUACGAUUAAAUAAAUGUUCAUAGAGUA
This is a messenger RNA of Rhopalosiphum padi (bird cherry-oat aphid), 3363 nucleotides long. Its product is annotated as midnolin-A-like. Gene Ontology annotation, molecular function: protein binding. Gene Ontology annotation, cellular component: nucleus. Lineage: Eukaryota; Metazoa; Arthropoda; Insecta; Hemiptera; Aphididae. The record is from RefSeq and is a predicted model, not a curated record.